Chlamydomonas reinhardtii is the source of this 2791-nucleotide messenger RNA. RefSeq lists its product as uncharacterized. Gene Ontology annotation, cellular component: membrane. The transcript has 11 exons. Gene Ontology annotation, biological process: iron ion transmembrane transport. Gene Ontology annotation, molecular function: iron ion transmembrane transporter activity. The coding region runs from base 178 to 2073 and encodes 631 amino acids. Lineage: Eukaryota; Viridiplantae; Chlorophyta; Chlorophyceae; Chlamydomonadales; Chlamydomonadaceae. The record is from RefSeq and is a predicted model, not a curated record.
CAAAUGGACCAUCAAAGGCUUCCCGCAGACUCAGAGUCAGAGACGCCGUCUGACACAAUACCCAAAGCCGCGAGGUUCUACCUAUGCAGUAGCUAUGCGUUCGCUGCGUGGGCGUGGCGGUCGUGGGAAUUCUUGGUCGCGCUGGUACUGAUAGAGCUGUAUCCGAACUCCCUGUUGAUGGUCUCGGCUUAUGGGCUGCUCGACAAUCUUACGCGCGUGGUGCUGGGGCCUACGGUCGGGGGCUACGUCGACAGGCAUGAGCGAAUGCCUGGGUGCAAGCUCAUGCUGCGGCUGCAAAACUGCUGCAUCAGCGGCAGCGCUGCCGCAGCGCUGGCCCUGCUGUGGCCAGGGUCUGCGGCUCUCACCAACCCUGCGCUCUACUGGCCGUUGAUCUGGGUGCUGACGGUGCUGGGCGCCGCCAGCUCCGCCGGCAGCACGGGCGUGCAGAUCGCGGUGGAGCGGGAGGCUGUCAAGGCGCUGUGCGGCGACGACGCCGGAGCGCUGGCGUCCACUAACGCCACCAUGCGCGCCAUUGACCUGACGGCUCUGCUGCUGGCGCCGCUGGUGGCGGGCGUGCUCAUGACGGCGGCGGGGCCGUUCGUGGCGGCGGCCGCCAUGUCCGCCUACUGCGGCGGGGCCUACAUACCCGAGGUAUUCUUUCUGGGAGCCGCCUUCCGCGCUGCGCCCGCCCUCAUGAAACCAAAGGCCACAGCGGCGACCGGUCCGGCCGCAGACGACGACGACGACGACGCCGAGGGCGAGCACGCAGGGCUCCUGGCGGCGUCCCACCAGUCUCCGCACCAGCAGCAGCACAGCAGCAAGGCCGGCAGUAGCAGCGGCCGGCUCAGCCGCACCGCAUCCAUACAGCGGCCGCUCAUUACGUCACAUGGAUCCUCGGCGUCCGCGUCAGCGGCACACCUCGGGGGUCGGACGAGCGGGGACGGGGAGGGAGACGGCGUACACGGCGGCGCGGAUGGCGGCGGCGAGGGCGAGGGUGAGGGCAAGGGCGAGGGCGAGGGGCUGCUGCUACCUGCGGGCGGCAGCGGCGAGGGGCAGGGGCUGUUGGGUCAGGAGCAGCAUCAGCAUCAGGGGCUGCCGACGUCCACGCGACCGCCCACACUGCGCAGCACCUCCGCUCGCAGCCUGGACGUGCACACUGCAGAGCCGGUGGCGGCGGCAGCAGCAGGGGCCCGCGGGAGCAGGGGCCUCCAGGGCCGCACAGGCGGCCGCGGCGGCGGCGGCGACGGCGCCUCGGUAGCGUCUCGGGCCCGAGCACUGUUGGCGGGGUUGGGCGGGGCGGUUGCUCAGUACGGAGACAGCUGGCGGGUGUAUGUGCAGCAGCCGCUGCUUCUACCGUGCUUGGCGCUGGCACUGAUCUACAUGACAGUGCUCAGCCUCGGCUUCCUCAUGACCUCCUUCCUUAAGUGGACCGGCCUCACGGAGGCGGAGGUGUCUGUGUACCGAGGCAUCGGCGCGCUGACCGGACUAGCCGCAACCGCGCUGUUCCCACCGCUUUCAAAGUGGGCCGGACUCAGGUUUUGCGCCGCAGCCGGCAUCACCUAUCAGAUGGCGUGUCUGGCAUCGGGGGUGCUGCCCGUGGCGCUGACCAUCAUGUCGCAAGGCGGCGGCAAGCCGAGCGUUGGGGAGGUGCGGGUGAUGGUGGGCGGCCUGGUGGCGUCGCGCACGGGGUUGUGGAUGUACGACCUUGCCGUCACGCAGCUCAUCCAGCAGGGCGUGGCGGAGGACCACAUGGGUGCGGUGUACGGUGUGCAGAGCAGCCUGCAGGCGUCGUUCGAGAUGCUGUCGUUUGUGGCGGGGCUGCUCUCGCCUGACCCCGCCCACUUCCACUGGCUCAUGCUCGGCUCCGUGUGCAGCGUGGGCACAGCGGCGUGCCUGGUGUGGGUGUACGUGUGCACCGCGCCGCGACGGAGCUCUGCUGCGGCGGCGGGUGCUAAAGGUGCCGGCGGAACGGGGUUUGCGGUGGCGGGCGGCGGCGUGGCAGCAGAUGGCGGGGGUGCAUCAGCAGGCGGCGCACAGCGGUACCAGGUAGUGCCGUCUGGCGAUGAUGUGUGAUGUAUGACUAGUAAGUAAGCGUGUUCCAGUUGUGUGUUGUUCCGGCGGCUCGGGGUCAGAGUCAGGUCAGACUCAGGGUCAGAGUCAGCAGGUCAGAGUCGGGGUCAGGGCGCGUCAGAAUCAGGUAGGGUCAGGGGCAGGGUCGGGUGGAGGUCGGACUGCUUGAUGAUGGCUUCGGCGUACGGCAUGCAUGCAUAAUUACGCGUUGCACGUGCGUGUAUGUGCGCCAGCGCGUGAUCGAUGCGAUGACACACGGAGCUGGCUGGAUGGGCGCCCGGGACUUACUUGCGCGCUCGUCAUCACACGUACGCUCUUUCCACAAAUGCAUGCAUGGCAUCGAGCGAAAUGCGUGGAAAUGAUGCAGGAUAUAUAUGCGGAUGAUGAAGUGGCUUUGAUAUGCUCGCUCGCUAUUUUACGAUAAUCAACCACGCACCGCCGUUGAAGUCAGCAGCGCAGGUAGGGACACCGCCGAUGAGGGCCGAUGGCGGGCGGGCGUAGCUGGGCGUAGCUCUUGCAUCUCCGCCCGCCUUAUGCUUAUAUGCAACCCUAACCUACCUCUAGAAUGAACACGUGAAGUAUUCUGUUCGACAAGCAAGGCAGCGGCUCCGGGCAGCAAUCAAUCGAGUGAGGUAGACCCAACCUUGCUUGGACCCAACUCGUGCGUUUCAGCAGUGCAUGCGCACCUUAAAUCAAGACCUGGUUGUAAGCACCCGUAUGC